Messenger RNA from Linum tenue, 753 nucleotides. The record is from the annotation of a GenBank genome assembly. Lineage: Eukaryota; Viridiplantae; Streptophyta; Magnoliopsida; Malpighiales; Linaceae.
AUGGCAGCGGCUACAGAUGAUGACAAUGCUAACUCGUCAAGCAGUAGCUUCAGCGUGAAGCUGAUAAUCGACAAAAAGGAAAAGAGGGUUCUGUGCGCGGAAGCAGGAAAAGACUUUGUUGAUUUCCUGUUCAAUUUCCUGGCAAUGCCGGUUGGUGCCAUCGCCAGGCUCGUUGUUGUAACAGAUGAUCAUGAUGGUAAAGAAGAAGGCACGACCACAAUCCCAGGCUGCAUCGAGAAACUCUACGACAGCGCUCGUAAUUUGGACCUAUCUUUCUUCAAGAAUCCCAACAGCAAGGACUACCUGGUCACCAACCUCCACCCCGAAACCAAGGUCACAAAGCUGCCUUUGCUCCCAAUUCCACAAAAGCGAUCUUUCCAAAGGACGUUAUACAAGUCCUAUUGUAACUAUAACACGACCCUUACCCCUAACGGUCGACCGUACCUGUAUUUUACCGACACGGAGGAACGUUGUCGUCGUGAAGCCGACUUCGUGAAGGACCUAGUGACCUACAUGGUGAUGGAUGAUCUCACGGUUUCGCCCUUGGAAUCCACCAUGUCUACUGCUAUCUCCCUUCUCACCAAGUUCAAUAUCAAGGAUUUGGGGGUCAUCGAGGAAAGAGUGGUGCAGGUCGGCAUCAGCGAGGGACUGGAGCUGUUGAGGGCGUUUAUGCGCACCAAAUCGGCUCUUACCAGUGUGUUUCUCGAGAAGAAGGAGAAAAUCGUCAAGGAGGAAUUGAAACUAUUUUUAUGA